AUGACCACCACCAUCCGCCAGUUCACAUCCUCCAGCUCCAUCAAGGGCUCCUCCGGCCUGGGGGGCGGCUCGUCCCGCACCUCCUGCCGGCUGUCGGGCAGCCUGGGUGGCGGCUCCUGCCGUCUGGGCUCUGCCAGUGGCCUGGGCAGUGUCCUCGGGGGCAGUGCCCUCGGGGGCAGCAGCAGCUACUCCAGCUGCUAUAGCUUCGGGUCUGGCGGGGGCUAUGGCAGCAGCUUUGGGGCUGUGGAUGGGCUGCUGGCGGGUGGGGAGAAAGCCACUAUGCAGAACCUCAACGACCGCCUGGCAUCCUACCUGGACAAGGUGCGUGCCCUGGAGGAGGCCAACACCGAGCUGGAAGUGAAGAUCCGUGACUGGUACCAGAAGCAGGCCCCGGGCCCUGCCCCUGACUACAGCCACUAUUAUCAUGUCAUCGAAGACCUGAAGAGCAAGAUCCUCACGGCUAGCGUGGACAACGCCAGCAUCCUGCUGCAGAUUGACAAUGCCCGGCUGGCGGCUGAUGAUUUCCGCACCAAGUUUGAGACAGAGCAGGCCCUGCGUGUGAGUGUGGAGGCCGACACCAAUGGCCUGCGCAGGGUGCUGGAUGAACUGACCCUGGCCAGGGCUGAUCUGGAGAUGCAGAUUGAAAACCUGAAGGAAGAGCUGGCCUACCUGCGCAAGAACCAUGAGGAGGAGAUGAGCGUGCUGAGAGGCCAGAUGGGUGGCGAGAUCAAUGUGGAGAUGGAUGCGGCCCCUGGUGUGGACCUGAGUCGUAUCCUGUCUGAAAUGCGUGACCAGUAUGAGAAGAUGGCUGAGAAGAACCGCAAGGACGCUGAGGACUGGUUCUUCAGCAAGACCGAGGAGCUGAACCGUGAGGUGGCCACCAACAGUGAGCUGGUGCAGAGCGGCAAGAGUGAGAUCUCUGAGCUCCGGCGCACCGUGCAGGCCCUGGAGAUUGAGCUGCAGUCUCAGCUCAGCAUGAAAGCCUCCCUGGAGGGCAGCCUGGCAGAGACGGAGAAUCGCUACUGCGUGCAGCUGUCCCAGAUCCAGGGGCUCAUCGGCAGCGUGGAGGAGCAGCUGGCUCAGCUGCGCUGCGAGAUGGAGCAGCAGAACCAGGAGUACAAGAUUCUGCUGGACGUGAAGACUCGCCUGGAACAGGAGAUCGCCACCUACCGACGCCUGCUGGAGGGCGAGGAUGCCCACCUGACUCUGUACAAGCCCAAAGAACCCGUGACCACCCGCCAGGUGCGCACCAUCGUGGAGGAAGUCCAGGAUGGCAAGGUCAUCUCCUCCCGGGAGCAGGUGCACCAGACCACCCACUGA
Molecule: messenger RNA, 1320 nt
Organism: Suncus etruscus (white-toothed pygmy shrew)
Lineage: Eukaryota; Metazoa; Chordata; Mammalia; Eulipotyphla; Soricidae
Gene: KRT17
Product: keratin 17
Exons: 8
Coding region: 1-1320 (439 amino acids)
Cellular component (GO): keratin filament
Molecular function (GO): structural molecule activity
Source: RefSeq, a predicted model, not a curated record